GAGAGAGACGCCGCGAGCCCGAGACACGACGACGCUUCUCUCCUUUCUUUUUUCGCUCCCCCCUUUCCUCCUCCUCCUCCUCCUCCUCCUCUCCGCCGCAACACUAAGUAACUCCGGCGCAACGUUCCCUCCCGCAGAGACUCGGCAGCGGAGCAGCUUCUUGGAUCUAUACUCGCUGCGCUCCGGCUCGAGAUUUUUUGAUUCCUCCGCCGACGGCAUUUUGUCUUCUUUUUUUAAAAACAUUUUCUUUUUUGUUUUUUCAAGAAACUACAAUUCCUGCGGGACUUCUUCUCUCAAGCUGCCCAAGUGCGCAGCAGUUCUCCGGGUCGCCUGCCUGCCCUUUCACCGUGGAUCUACUUUGUUUUAUCCUGGGGCGAAUGCACGCGUAGCCCCCCCUGCUCCAAAAACAAAAAAACAAUACGACUAUUAAUAAUAAUAAUAACAUUAAUAAUAAGGGAAUAAUAACACAACUUGGAUUAAACGGGCAGCAGAUGUUGUGCGGCCGUCUGGACGUGUCCCCUUCCGCGCGGAUGGAGUUUUGCUAGCAGGUUUUUGGGUUGAUGGAUUUGACGCUAUGGAUGGUUGCACAUAGGUUUUCCGAUGCAUGCCAAGUCCACGGUGAAUGUCGGAUGUGGUGAUCCCCCCAGAUGGAGCUCCAAAGUCAACAUGGCCCCGGCGGUUCAUUAGUGGUGAUCCAGCAGCCUUCCCCCGAGAGCCGGCAGAGGUCGGAUUACGAGCGGGAGCUCCAGCAUGCCGCCAUCCUCUCCCUGGACCAGAUCAAGGCCAUCCGCUCCAACAACGAGUACACGGAGGGGCCCUCGGUGGCGCGGAGGCCCCCGGCGCCCCGCGCGGCGCCACCCGCCCGGCCCCAGGACAAACAGGAGAGGACUCACGAGGUCGUCAACGUGAACAACAAUUAUGAGCGCCGGCCGCCGUUGCACCACCACCACCGCGGCGGCGUGGUGGCGGCGGCGGCCCGGGCGCCUCCGCCGGCGCUCAGCCGCUCCACGAGCACGGGGAGCGCCGCCAGCUCCGGGAGCAACGGCAGCGCCUCCUCCGAGCAGGGGCUCCUGGCGCGCUCGCCGCCCGCCAGGCCCGGCGGCGGCGCCCCGCAGCACCGGGCGGAGCGGCCCGUUCGGACUCAGCCCAAACCCAAGAGCUUUUCGCAGGGGGAGCACUUCCAGCCGCCUCCACUAGAGGCGCCGCUCAAGCCGACGCAGGGCAAAGGGACAUCUGACUUUUCUGGCCCCGGCAAAGGGGCGGCGGCGACCGACGGCAACGCCGCCGCCGCCGCCGCCGCCGGGCACCAGUUCAUCUGCGAGCGCUGCGGGAAGUGCAAGUGCGCCGAGUGCACGGCGCCGCGCAGCCUGCCGUCGUGCCUGGCGUGCGACGGCCAGUGCCUGUGCUCGGCGGAGAGCGCCCUGGAGCACGGCACGUGCAUGUGCCUCGCCAAGGGCCUCUUCUACCACUGCUCCAACGACGACGAGGGCGACUCGUGCGCCGACCACCCGUGCUCGCUGUCGCGCUCCCACUGCCGCUCGCGCUUCCUGUGCAUGGGAUUACUGUCGGUGGCGUUCCCCUGCCUGCUGUGCUACCCGCCGGUCAAGGGCUGCCUGAAGGCGUGCCAGGGCUGCCACGACCGGGUCAGCCGGCCCGGCUGCCGCUGCAAGAACUCCAACACGGUGUACUGCAAGCUGGAGAGCUGGGCGCCGCGGGGCCAGGAGAAGCCCUCCUGAUCCGGACUCUGCGGGCGUGGAUCGUAGCGGCGGGCGGCGGGCGGGCGAGUCGCGCGUUCGACGCCCGUCGGAACAUUUCUCGGCGCCUCCCCGCGAGAGGAGCGCCGGAGUGACGAGAAGAAAAACCACUCAAUUUAUUUUUUAUUUCCUCUGGAUCAGGACCGUGUUUUUACAGACCAGUGUUGGCCUUAAACUGUUUCUAUGUCUCUCCUCAGCUCCCCCAGCCGUUAACACUAUUAUUUAUAUUUAUAUAUAUAUAAAUAUAAUUACACACAUGUUUUUAGGUAGGCAGUUUUCCUCUUGGCCUCUCACCAAAUCUGUGAAGGACGAUCUACUUUAUGGGCGAUUAUGUAGCUGUUACCUGUUAUUAUAUAUAUAUUUAUAUAUAUAUUAAACUACAUACUUAUAUAUAACUAAAUACAUAUAUAUAUAACUAAAUAUAUAUAUAUAACUAUAUAUAUAUAACUAAAUAUAUAUGUGUGUGUAUAUAUAUAUAUAAAUACAUAUAUAUAUAUAAAUAUAUGCAUGUGUUUAUACAUAUAUGUAAUUAUAUAUAUAUAUUUAUUUAGUUCUAUUUAGUACACAUAUGUAUAUAGAUAUAUUUAUAUAUGUAUAGAAAGCAGGUAUGUUUGACUUUAUUGGUUCCUCAUGUUGCAUUAAUGAAAGCACAUCCAUCUCAUAGUAUUUUUCUUUGUUUCCACUUGGAUAUGUUUCUCUCCUCCAUCACGAACUCUUCACACACGUCCUGUGGCAUUCUCCCAUGUUUGUUUGUUUGUUGUCGUUUUUAUUUUUGUGUAAAUUGUAUCCACGAGAGGAAUUCCGGCUAUUUUUUAAGAGAGAAAAAAUGUCUGUUUAAAACAUUUUUCUUUUCCUUUUUUUCUCUGUUGUAAAAAAAUAUUUAUUAUGUGAAGCUCUAUUAUUAUUUUAUGAUAUUUAUUGCAAGAGACAGUCUUAAAAUGUACUCCCCAUGUCUGAAUAUAACAAAAUAUCAAAUACUUACUGAAAAAAAUUAAAGGGUGGCACAAAAGAAAAACUGUUAACUUUAAUGCAGAAAAAAUAUAUUAAUUAAUGGAAAAAAAAACUCA
This is a messenger RNA of Pseudoliparis swirei, 2821 nucleotides long. It is a transcript of the gene spry1, whose product is annotated as sprouty homolog 1, antagonist of FGF signaling (Drosophila). The coding region runs from base 648 to 1736 and encodes 362 amino acids. Gene Ontology annotation, cellular component: membrane; cytosol. Gene Ontology annotation, biological process: multicellular organism development; negative regulation of fibroblast growth factor receptor signaling pathway; animal organ development. The record is from RefSeq and is a predicted model, not a curated record. The transcript is spliced from 2 exons. NCBI's taxonomy places the organism in Eukaryota, Metazoa, Chordata, Actinopteri, Perciformes, Liparidae.